Molecule: messenger RNA, 2431 nt
Organism: Planococcus citri (citrus mealybug)
Lineage: Eukaryota; Metazoa; Arthropoda; Insecta; Hemiptera; Pseudococcidae
Gene: SelR
Product: methionine sulfoxide reductase SelR
Exons: 4
Coding region: 770-1366 (198 amino acids)
Biological process (GO): response to oxidative stress; protein repair
Cellular component (GO): cytoplasm
Molecular function (GO): peptide-methionine (R)-S-oxide reductase activity
Source: RefSeq, a predicted model, not a curated record
UCCUUAAAUUCCUUCUCAGCUGAGGUUGGUAAGUGCCUCAAAAUUGCAAUCACAUCGUCAUCGUCCAGUGCAUCUGUCUCAGAGGGAAUAGUAGCGUUGUCGAAUAUCCGGAUACUCGGAAAUUCGGAUUUCUUCAAAAUCAUCAUCCGGAUAUCCGGAUGCAUCCGGAUUGUCGUUAUCAUUCCGAGUUUUCUCUUACGAAUAUUACGAAUGAAGUGAUAAGCGAUUUUUAAAUUUUGAAAAAAUUCAUUCUGUGGAUUUUUCACAACCUUAUCUUUUGUAUUUGGCAUAUCCGAGUGCAAUCCGGGUAUCCGGAUACACUUUGGAUCCGGAUUAAUAAUUCGUUUAUACUUUAUAUCCGGAUGCAUCCGAAUAUUCGACAUCGCUAGGGAAUAGCCUAUUCUAGCCAUGAAGACAGUUUGCAUGAAGGAUUGAAGGAAUUUAUUUUGAAAGGAUCAUCACUUCAUCAGAGAGAGAGGCAGAGGAUGCUGACAGUCAGCGAUCCUAUCAGACAAAUUCAUCACUCGUUCUGCCAUCGAUGUAUUCCCACAAGGCUCUACGUUUCGCCAAAAACCACGUGCAAAUAUUCCGCAGUAUUGAUUAUUUUUUCAAUGGCGGCGUCUGGCACAAGAUUAGAAAGUGGUAGUGGAAGAGCAAAGCGUGUGUAAGUUUAAAUGAUGACCUCGUGUCGAUGAAAAUUACACAUUCGACGUUCAACUAAGCGAGCUGAGAUUAAUUAGUGCUGUCAGAAAGUUCACCGUAGCUAUGAAUGUUCGAGAGAGAUUCGUGUCUUAUUAACCCAAUGCUUGUGACAUCAGCGGCACGCAAGGCUUUCUCGAUUACAUACAAGAAUAUUUAUCCAUUUAAGGUUGUUCGUGUAAAUUGUGCCAAUUUCACUGUGAGAAAUUUUGCCAAAAUGACCGAUGUCGAUAAAAAAGAAGAUUUGAAGAAACGAUUGACUCCGUUGCAGUAUCACGUUACGCAAGAAAAAGGAACAGAAAGACCGUACAGCGGAAAAUACUUGAAAACUUCCGAUAAAGGUGUUUACAGCUGCGUGGUUUGCAAUUUGCCAUUAUUUUCAUCGGAUACGAAAUACGAUUCGAGUUGCGGCUGGCCUGCUUUUAACGAAGUACUCGAUCAAGGCAAAAUUAAACUCACCAAAGAUACUAGUCACGUUGGCGCAAAUCUAUUGUUAUUGAUCAAAAAUCCAGGUAUGAUUCGAACCGAAGUGACCUGCUCUAAUUGCGAUGCUCAUCUGGGCCACGUUUUCAACGACGGACCGGCACCAACGCGUAAACGUUUCUGUAUAAAUAGCGCCUCUUUGGAGUUCCAUCCGGCGACCGGAGCUGCUCCCGAAACUUCGUAGCUUUAAUCGUUGAAUUUUUUUCUAGUCUGAUGGAUGAAUAAAAUUACACCGAGUGUAGGCUCUAUCUCGACUCUCGACUCUCGACUGUCGAGUUUGAUUAUUAUUAUGAUGAUCGGACACGAACACUUGUUCUAGUUGAGAUGAGAGAAGAGAUAGAGAAGCGAAAACCGUGUAAUUGAGAUGUUCUUCUGGUUCGGUGUUAAGAUCAAAAUGUUAAUAAACUUGUUUAACUUCGUGUACUAUUUCGAAAGAUUUAUUAUUUAUUCUAUUUGUAAUUAAUUUACGUUUUAUUUCAUGUUUUCGAAACGGAUAAGUACGUUUUUUUUUUCGUAUUUUUGAUUUUCAAUAUUUUUAAAAUUUUUUAUUAUUAUUAUUUUUCUUUUCAAAUUUACUAUUUUUUGUCUCAGUGAGCGAUUUUUUUCUGCAUCUUGCAUUUUUUCCUCGUAAUAUUACCAUUUUUUUUGCGAUAGCUGGGCUUUUACGAGUAUAUAAUUUUUAAUCUGGUCAUUUUGUGCAAUUUUUUUCGUUGUUUUGAAUUUUUUUCUAUUUUUUUCUUCCAUAUUCGUGUACUUAACCUACGUAAAAGCAAAUUUAAUCAUUUUGUACUUAUCGAUAUUGUAAUUUUCCGCCCUAUAUUUUUCUCCAUUCUUGGUCAAUUUUUUUUAAAGCCAUAAUAUUCGUAAUUUUUGCUGACUUUUAUUUUGUAUUUUUUUGUCUGUUUUAAAUUACUGCGUGUAGUUUUUGGCUUCAUUUUUUAAAAACGUCUUAUACCUCGGUAUCAUGUGUGAUAUUAGAUGAGAAAAUGAGCACUGGUAGUAUUUUCUUACGUUGAUUUUACUUCGAAAGCUCGCCAAAGUUUUGAAAUUUGUUUUUUUUUUUUUUUUUUUUUUUUAAUUUGUCUUGUCUAUUAAAAUGAUAUUGAUUAACAUUAUCUAACUUUUACGUCGUGGUUAUAUACUCGUCUGUUUACUUCUUUUAAAAUGUAUUAUUUUACGUUUAUUUAUUAUCGAACUGAUUGUUACUUGUGUUUUUGUUGUUGAUAUUAAAAUGUGAUUUUUUUGCUGA